AUGACGUCAUCAAUCGUAAGAGAUGUAGCAGGCGACCACGUAUUUGAAGCUGAAGAUGUUGAAACUGCAACUCUCCGAGUCCACAAAAAGCCCUAUAUGUGUAGUCCUUGAUUAUCGCUUCCUAAUCAUUCUUCAUGUAUUCAGGCAACUACAUGCAUAGACUAGUAGUAUUUAAUUUGCCUUUAAACGCGUUAACGGUAUAGAAAGUUAAGGGAUAUUCUAACAGUAAGAUUGGCUUGAUCAAAAAUUUUGUCAAAAGAAAUUUUGAAAUAGAUCUACUACGCUAAGGAUGUUCUUCAUUCAAACAUUUUUCUUUCAUUUCACCAGAGUGGUAAAUUGUUUUAUAGAUUUGAAAUGGAAAUAUCUAUUAUUUAAUAAAUAAAAAAAUUAAAUAAUUAUUAUAUAUUUUAUUUUUCUAGCCCCCCCCCCCCCCCCCCUAUAGCUAUUUUUUAUCGGGAUCAAAUUGUUAUAAAAUAACAUCGAGUUCGGAAUUCAACGGACAAAAUAUGAUACUGAAGAAGGUUGCGAGGCCUUUCGCUCUGUCAAGUUUAUGCAACAGGAGUUCCUUGCAGUACAGAGGCCUGCUACAAAAAACAUUUAAUCAUGACGAAAGUGACUUUACUCACAACCGAUGCUCAACGUUUUACACAACCUCCAGAUGUUUCACAGUCCGUCAUAUAUUGUGUGAUCCAACUGAAAAAUUCAGAAGCCCUAUGCUGGGGGAAUAUAUAAAAGGACGACUAAGAGCAUUUGUUUUCUUUUUUCAACACCCUAGCUUUAAGUUUAGAGAUGCUCUUAAAGGAUGUGAAGAGGCCAUGUCAAUUGUUUCAGAUAUGAUUACAAAGAAGCAGUUUGAUAAACUUCAGGGAAUGAUUGAUAGUGAGGUUCUAAAUCAUCUUGAAGGCAAAUUGGCAACAACCUCUUGGAUAUAUCCAAUUUCAGAAGAUCCAGCUGUCAGAAAGUUUGAUUGGCAUUCAUUUAAGGAAAUAGAAAAUACAGAAUCAGGAACUUCAAAGCUGUCUUUAGACACCCUGCUGUUAUGUGGUUGGAAUGAGUUUCGUAUUAUACACUACUAUCAAUUUCAGAGAUAUUUUGUCGGUGGGAAAGACCAGGACUGGAUAAUUACAAACAUUACAAUCAUACGAGUUGAUUUUUGAGCUAUUAACAUUAUUGUGAUGAAUAUUGAUACUUAUGUAUCAUAAAUAAUUGUUAUGGUGUUUUAACACAAACAAUAAAUAGCAUUGAACUA
Molecule: messenger RNA, 1249 nt
Organism: Ostrea edulis (European flat oyster)
Lineage: Eukaryota; Metazoa; Mollusca; Bivalvia; Ostreida; Ostreidae
Exons: 5
Coding region: 507-1157 (216 amino acids)
Source: RefSeq, a predicted model, not a curated record